Molecule: messenger RNA, 935 nt
Organism: Neolamprologus brichardi
Lineage: Eukaryota; Metazoa; Chordata; Actinopteri; Cichliformes; Cichlidae
Source: RefSeq, a predicted model, not a curated record
UUCGGAUGCAUUUGACCAGUGCACGCAACAUGGAGGACGGUGUGUAAACAGAAGCGAUGGACGCGGCUUAAACGUUCAUUUUCAAAGAAACUCCGCUGCUCUCUGAUCGCAUGAAGCCGUGAAGGUGGAGGUCUUCGGGGUCUGACUGGUCUGAAAUCAGCGGGGUAACAUGCUUCCUGUCCGGCAGCUCCUGCGGCUCCGGCCUGCGGUUGCUGUCAGCUGUGCCACUGGGCAGAGGAUCCAUAAACUGGCCUCUGUGCAGAAGGUCACAUCACUUACCCCAAAGAAGUUGCAUAGCUUGCUGUAUCCCUUCAGCGAGCUGGAGGCUUACCUGGACAGGUGCGUAAAACAGGGCUGGUUCUUAGUCAUCAGUAGAGGAGAUUUUGUGAAUGUGUGUUUUAUCGGCAGGAGCAACGUGGGCAAGUCGUCUCUCAUCAAAGCUCUGUUUUCUCUCACCCCUGAGGUGGAAGUCCGAGUCUCUAAAACUCCAGGUCACACAAAGAAGAUGAACUUCUUCAGAGUGGGCAAAGCCUUCACCAUCGUGGACAUGCCAGGGUAUGGACACAAGGCACCCAGAGAUUUUGUGGAUAUGGUAGAGCCUUACCUCUACACACGGAAAAAGUCUCAGGUGACACAUCUAGGGUUGUACUUCAUUGUUCAGAUGGUGGUGACAAAGAUCGACAAAUGUGGGAGUGGCACUCUGCUGACAAAUUUGCUGAACCUUCAGGAUGUGGUGAAGACAGAGACGACGAGCUGCUUCCCUCAACCGUUUCUUAUUAGCUCACUCCAGUUUGGGGGGAUUUACCUGCUGAGAUGCUUCAUCGCUCAUGUAACAGGCAGCAUCAGAUUAAAGGAGACGUCACAGAGCUGAAAAGAGGCCGACUCGGUCUCACUGAGAGGGGCAAACGGGCUUCUCUGCUACAUUUCUUUUUUUU